CCCCAGCGCCCGGUAUCCAAGAUGGCGGUCACAAGAAGAACCGUAGAGCUAUUUUAUGAUGUUCUUUCUCCUUAUUCUUGGGUUGCGUUUGAGGUUCUGUGUCGUUACCGUCCCGUUUGGAAUUUAGAUUUACAGUUUCGUCCUUUUUUCCUUUCUGGAGUCAUGAGUGCUACUGGAAACAAACCUCCAGGAGUGAUCCCAGCCAAGAUGUUGUACAUGGCGACAGACCUGAAGAGGUGUAGAGAAUAUUAUGGAAUACCACUUGCCCCACUGAAAGAUCCUGUUGAUACUCUUUUCAAUAAAGGAUCUUUGUCAGCUAUGCGUCUUUUAACUGCCACCAAUGUGUCUCAUCCUGAUAAAACAGAACAUUUAUCAAGGGAGUUAUGGAUGAGAAUCUGGUCUAGAGAUGAAGAUAUAGUUCUUCCAGAAAGUCUGAAAGCAGCUUGCCUCACAGUUGGCUUGAGUGAUACCCAGUCAUCUGCUCUUCUCAGUCGCCUGUCAGAUAAAGAUAUCAAAGACAAGCUUAAGGAAGUGACACAGAAAGCGAUAGAUGCAGGGUCAUUUGGUGCUCCGACUAUUAUAGCUCAUCUAAAUGAUGAACAACACAUGUUCUUUGGUGCAGAUAGAUUUCUGUUUCUUGCUCAUCUAUUUGGUGUCCAGUGGCAAGGGCCAUUGAAACCAGAUAAGUCAUCUUUAUAGGAUGCUGUGUCAACUCUACGGUGCCCCUUUUGUAUACCACUGGUUGUUUGCACGUCACAUGCUUGGUGACACUUGCAAUUUUUUAUGAAUGAACAACCAGCAGUCAUAAUAGGGUUUAAAAUAAUGGCUGCACAUCAGAAAGUGUCCACCCAGAAUUGGAACUUGUCUGGUCAAAUCUAGGGCUUGCCAGACAUUUUGAACAGUAACAUUGAGCCAGAAGCAAGGUAGACUGAACUAAGACUAUUGACUAGUUACCUACUGGCUGUUAUUUUAAGCCCUGCAUAAUUCACAUAAUAUUGCAGCUUUACCAUGAUCAAUGCAGAAAAGAAAAACUUUCYCUUAUUUCUAUAUUCUUUGGUGUCUCUUAAUUAAUGUUUCACCUUAGAAUAUCAGUAAGGACGUUAUGUCAUGAAUGAAAAUAAAAUGUUAUAUCCCCUCCCCCCUAGUCAAUAUGACUGUGUUAAGGGAGGGGAGGGAAGAGUUCAGUGUCAUGUUUGAAAAUGAACACGUUGCACAAACACUUUGCAUUUACCGAAAAGCAUAUCAAAUGUGUCGUAAUGGUUAAUAGGAAUAUCUGAUCAUUAUCUAAGCAUCUUAUCUCGUACAACAGCCUUCAGGGAAGCUGGAAUAUGAGGUGCAUUUGUCUGAGGAAUAUAAUAUAACAAGAAUUUGAAGUCA
Molecule: messenger RNA, 1377 nt
Organism: Actinia tenebrosa (Australian red waratah sea anemone)
Lineage: Eukaryota; Metazoa; Cnidaria; Anthozoa; Actiniaria; Actiniidae
Product: glutathione S-transferase kappa 1
Biological process (GO): glutathione metabolic process
Cellular component (GO): mitochondrion; peroxisome
Molecular function (GO): glutathione transferase activity; glutathione peroxidase activity
Source: RefSeq, a predicted model, not a curated record